Pecten maximus is the source of this 1616-nucleotide messenger RNA. RefSeq names its product D-beta-hydroxybutyrate dehydrogenase-like. The record is from RefSeq and is a predicted model, not a curated record. The transcript has 10 exons. The coding region runs from base 118 to 921 and encodes 267 amino acids. Lineage: Eukaryota; Metazoa; Mollusca; Bivalvia; Pectinida; Pectinidae.
GUUGUCUUGGUCUGUAUAAUGCUUGAGAAGCAAAAGUCGAUGUAAAUCAAGCGCUAAGCUGACACCGACACACGUAUACAACAGUCUGACCCGGAAAACGACCCGAUCAAAGGAAACAUGAGUAUGAACGGGAAGGUUGCCGUAGUAACGGGGUCGACCAGUGGAAUCGGUUACGGGAUUGCCACAGCUUUGGCGUCACGUGGUUGUACUCUAAUCAUAACGGGGCUGGCUGACCAAGAUACCAUUGACAAGGUCAUCACAACCAUCAAAAGUGAACACAAGGUGGAGGCGACCUUCGUGCCAGGAGACCUACGCUCUGUGACGUCAAUAGAGAACUUCUGUAAACAAGUGUUGGAGCUGUAUCCUGGUGGAGUGGAUAUACUGAUCAACAACGCUGGAGUCCAGCACCUUGACCUGGUAGAGAACUAUCCGACAGAGAAAUGGGACACCAUGGUCGCUGUGUCACUGUCCGCACCAUUCCAUCUGAUGAAAGCGUUCCUUCCAGGCAUGAAGGCCAAGGGCUGGGGAAGAAUUGUCAACAUGUCUUCCCAAAUGGGGUUCAUCAGCGGGCCUGGCAAAGCUCCGUACAGUGCUGUCAAAGCGGGCCUCAUAGGACUAGCCAAGGGAGUGGCCUUGGAGGAAGCAGCUCAUGGAAUAACCUGUAAUUGUAUAUGCCCGGGCUUUGCAGAUGCACCAAUAUUUACAAUGACUGCUGAGAAGUUAGCCAGGGAACAGAACAUAUCGACAGAAGAAGCAUUGAGGAGAGGCUUUGCGAAAAAUCCAACAGGAAAACCAGUCAAGAUCUCGGAGAUUGCAGAGCUGGCGAUGUUCAUGUGCUCGGAUGCUGGAGCGAGUAUGACGGGGUCAGCUGUCGUCAUGGACGAGUAUGACGGGGUCAGCUGUCGUCCUGGGCGAGUAUGACGGGGUCAGCUGUCGUCCUGGGCGAGUAUGACGGGGUCAGCUGUCGUCCUGGGCGAGUAUGACGGGGUCAUGAGCGUCAUGGAUGGUGGACUUACGUCACUUUUAGAGAUUUCACCACAGAGUGUGCUAGGACUACCUCUUAUACAUGUAUAUUUUAGGAUGAUAUGUAAACUUAUUUGGUUGAACUUAUAAACAAACUACAUCAUGGUGUUUUGUGAUUAUUGUCUGGUUGAUAUUACAUAACUUGGAGAUAUUUAUAUCGUGUGUUAUAUUAUACAAUUAACUAUGUAUAUUUGGGACUGUUGUAUAUAUAUUAUGUUAAGGGAGAGAGUCCCAGUAACCUGUGUUUGUCUCCGACGAAGGAGAGUUCCGUUCAGAUUUUUUCUGACUUGGAAUGUAGCUUCCCAAUUUACAGUGUACUGUAGUAGAAUUGUAUAGGGUAGAAUAUAUUUAUUAUCAUUAACUUCAUAAAACUGGCAUCUUUAAUUUGGUUUGAAAGAAGUUUGUUACAUUACUGGAUAUAUAUGUAAUGUUCUUGCUACUUAUUUAAACCAUUUGUUGAAUGUAUGAUAUGAAGAAAAUAAAUUUAAUGGCAAAAGUUUCGGUGCUCUAUUCCAUAGAUAUUACAUAUAUUUGUUGUUUCCAGAAUAAAAUCAUACGGUGAAAAUUCAGAAUGUGUUCCGUUAUAAACUAAA